Caenorhabditis elegans is the source of this 2107-nucleotide messenger RNA. The record is from the annotation of a RefSeq genome assembly. NCBI's taxonomy places the organism in Eukaryota, Metazoa, Nematoda, Chromadorea, Rhabditida, Rhabditidae.
AUGGGUAAAAAACCAAUUACCAGCAAGAGAUCUAACGAAGCAAAAGCUGCAGAAAAGCUAGACCUCACAAAAGCUGAAAUUCUUCGAAAUGAUCAACAUGCACUCCGUGCUAGCAUCUUAUUUGAAUAUCUUCAGAAGAAACCUGUUGAAAUCGCAUAUAACAGGUUUUGCGGAAUUCUCGAAAAAAACAUCAUAGGAUAAAAAGACAUUCGAUUACUGGUUUCAACGAUUUGAAAUUGGAAACGUGAAUUUGACAAAAACUAUGAAAUUUAAGAAAGUAAAGUCAACUUCCUUAUGUGAUUUGCCAGCGGAGGUUAUUAAUGAGAUUACAAGCAAGCUAGAAAGUUUUUAUCGAUUCUCUGUUCGAAAAGUUAAUCAGAAGCUGCGCGCUUCAAUCGAUAACCAGGACUAUGGAAUCAAAACAGUUGGCUACAACGUGUCAGGAAUUGAAGCAAGCUUAGAGUUGGACAAUUACCAGGUGAAAUAUAAGCUAAUCAAAGGAUUUUGUCAAUUGCGUUUCGGAAGAUCUCUUGACGCAAAUUCUCUUCACAGAAGUAUCAGCAAAGCCUCCCCAUUUGAACUUAUUCUCAUCGAUCUUACCAUCUUUUUGACGAACCCGAAAGUCAAACUGCAAAAACUUAUUGUCAAUAUCACCGUGAAAGGAAAAUCUCGCCAAAUACAUUUUGAUGCACUUGAAAACGUUUUGAAAUUGAUGAAAUGCCAUGUUUCAGGCGUAGAGUUUUUGAAUUGUUCUUCCAGUGAAGCGGCUCCCCUUUUGGCUUGCUUCAAAGUUAAAGAGUUUGUACACUUGAGUUUCGGCAACAUUGAAAAGCUAUCCGGUACUCUAUUUCAAUUAGAGCAGUGGAAGCAAGCGAAGUCACUUACAAUUCAAAGCAUCGUGUCGCUGGAACUUCUUCCCGUAAAUCAGCUUGUCCAGUUUCACUUGAUCGAAGUAACAAUGAAUUUAUUUUCCAAGAAAGAUGUAGAAAUAAUCAUGCAGGUUGUGGAACGAUCAAAAAACUUUGAACAUGCACGAAUUACUGUGCACCAAUUCAACUUGCGUAAAGCUGAGAAACACUUUGAAAACUACAAAAACGAUUUGCAAUGUGAUAUUCCGGUCAUCAUCCAAUUCGAUGAACACGGGAUUACAAUUGAAGCUAAAAAUGUUCAGCGAACAGUGUUCAAGCCUAAAGACUCAAACUAUCACAAAUUUCACAUUUCAAGUUUCACGCCGUCUUUUCCAAAUCUAGAAACUCCAUAUAGACUUCGACGUCAGAAAAUUCUGGAAUACGGAAGAAGCGCCGUUGUGGAGAAUCCGAUAACUCGUUCAGAAGACAAUAAUAGAUUUCAAGAUGAGAAAAUGAAAACGCUUGUCGCUGUGCUGAAAACAGACAAACAUGCUCUACGAGCGUGUAUCCUGUAUGAUUAUUUGAAAAAUGAACCUGUAGAGGAAGCGUAUGAUGUUUUCUGUGAGACAGUCGGUGAAAGUUCUAUGGGUUACCGCGAGUUCGAGUUUUGGAGCCAAGAAAUUGCACAGGGAACUUUUGAGCUAGAAUCUUGUCUUUGUUCCGAUGCUGUUUCACGUCUUAGAUUUCCGCAAAGAGUCAUCAACAUGAUUUUAAGCAAAGCUCGACCUAUUGACAGGUUCGUAUUGUGGAAAGUGUCUGGAGGAUUCCAACCCAACAUUCUUUCCGGCGUCCAAAAUUUCCGUGUUCUCAUUCAUAAUCGUUCUGUUAGACUUGAAAUGGACCAGGAUAGUGUUAAAUAUAAGGAUGAAGAAAUCGCUCAAAGUGACGCGAAUGUAAAAAUCGAAAAGGAGAAAUCCAAUACCUGGCAGGUUUCGGGCGGCAAUCUCGCCAUGACACUUAAUGAUUUGAAACUGAUGUUGGACGGCUCGGAACUUCAGUUCAGCACAUUCAAACUCGAGGUCGAUCAGUUUCUACCGUUCAAAUUUGAUUUUAACGAUUAUAUGAAAGAGGGAAAGAAUAUGCCGCGUUGGAAAAUUGUAAAGAACGCAUUUGAUUCAAUGAACUGUGUACCAGCGAAUUGUGUGGAUGGAUACAAGUUUGAAGGUGUAAUUCCAAUUGUACCAUGUCCAGAGUAUUAA